GGAGCGUCGGGUAAUUGUGGCCGUGUCGGCCCCGCCCCUUCCCCGCGGCGCAGCGGAACCGGCCGGGCGGGGAGAACGGAGCGAGGAUGAGCACCAGGCAGGUGACGUGCAGGUACUACGUGCAGGGGGUGUGCCGGGAGGGGAACAAGUGUCUGUUCUCGCACGACCUGUCCAGCAGCAAGUCCUCCACCAUCUGCAAGUACUACCAGAAGGGACAGUGCGCCUAUGGAGCCCGCUGCAGGUACGACCACAUCAGGCUCCCUGCCUCUGGGGGUGCAGCAGCUCCUGUGCCUCCUGCUAUGGCAUCAGCAGCGCUGCUCAGCCCUCGCCCUGCACCUGAGCACAGCACACCUGCAACCAAGAGCAAGCUGCGGGAGAGUGGCAAACGGGAGAAGAAAACGCUUGUGCUCAGGGACAGAAAUCUGUGUGGCUUGAAUGAAGAGAAGGAAAAAGCCAGUGCCGCAAAUGAUGUGGUGUGUUGCAGUGACAAAAGUGAUAAUGUGGAAAUGAAGCCUCAUUCGUAUUUGGAAGCUAUUUGCAGUGGGCUGGAAGAUCCAGUAGCUGGAAGUUCCUUUGGUGAUGGAGAGCAGCUGUGUCCUUACGCUGCAGCAGGAGCGUGUCACUUCGGGGAGCGCUGCCUUUACCUGCACGGGGACGUGUGUGAAAUAUGCGGGCUGCAAGUGCUUCACCCUUUUGACCAAGAACAGAGGAAGGCUCAUGAGAUGAUGUGCAUGGCAACAUUUGAGCAUGAGAUGGAGAAGGCCUUUGCCUUUCAGGCGAGUCAGGACAAAGUAUGCAGCAUCUGCAUGGAAGUGGUGUAUGAAAAGCCAUCAGCCUCAGAGAGGAGAUUUGGGAUCCUCUCCAACUGCAACCACACUUACUGCUUGUCCUGCAUCCGGCAGUGGAGGUGUGCCAAGCAGUUUGAGAAUCCAAUCAUAAAGUCUUGCCCAGAGUGUCGUGUGAUAUCAGAGUUCGUCAUUCCCAGCGCUUAUUGGGUAGAAGACCAGGAGAAGAAAAACGAGCUGAUUGAAGCAUUUAAGCAGGGAGUGGGGAAAAAACCCUGCAAGUACUUUGAACAAGGGAAAGGAACUUGUCCAUUUGGAGGCAAGUGUCUUUACCUUCACGCCUAUCCAGAUGGGACACGAGCUGAGCCUGAGAAACCAAGGAAACAGCUCAGCUCUGAGGGAACCGUGCGGUUCUUCAAUUCUGUUCGCCUGUGGGACUUUAUUGAAGACAGGGAAAGUAGGACGGUGAGCAGCACAGACGAUCAAGUAACAGAACUCGGAGAACUUUUCAUGCACCUUUCUGGGGCUGAGGAGGAUUCUGCUACUUCUCAAUAAAGGCAAGCGAAGGUAAAAAUCGAUUAAGUCAUCAAUUCUUUUUCUUCUAACUGAAGUAUUGUAAUAAAGAGGAAUUAGGAUGCCUUCCCAUGCUGAAUCAGAAGGGCAUUACAGCACCUGCCUGAUCAUUCAGUACAUUUGUUGGUUUGUCUGAGAAUACUGAAAUCCACAGCAAUAACAAAAUGCAUUUGAUCGGCCUUCUUCGCCUGGGAACAGACAGUCAUUGCUGGCUGUUUCAUGAAAUCAAUACACGUGUUCUGUAAACUGAUGAACAGCACUACACCUCCCAAAGAUCCACAUACAUCUCUAUGGUAAGAUUUUAAGAACAAAGGAAAACAACCAGAGCCCAAGAUGGUUGUCUGUCACGGGGAACAAUUGUUGCUAUUAGAAAGGAAUGGUCCUUACAAGAGUUGCCUGAUAUUGCUCCAGUCGACGCACAUGGUUGGAACUUUAGUGCUGCAGUGCUCAUGGAAUUUAUAACCGCACGUCUGACACCGAAACCCAUUUAGGAGGAACUUCUGGCAGAUGUCACAGAAAGCAAGCUUUAGAAACGUCUUCCGAGCCUAGAAAAUGCAUUUAAUGAUUAAUCCAAGAUUCUCUUACUUAGCCAGGAUGAACAUCUUCAGAGCUUGACAUAAAUAAAAACAAUGGUAAAAUAUUA
This is a messenger RNA of Coturnix japonica (Japanese quail), 2001 nucleotides long. RefSeq names its product makorin ring finger protein 2 (gene MKRN2). Gene Ontology annotation, biological process: protein polyubiquitination. The record is from RefSeq and is a predicted model, not a curated record. NCBI's taxonomy places the organism in Eukaryota, Metazoa, Chordata, Aves, Galliformes, Phasianidae. Gene Ontology annotation, molecular function: ubiquitin protein ligase activity; metal ion binding.